Messenger RNA from Striga hermonthica, 2691 nucleotides. The record is from the annotation of a GenBank genome assembly. NCBI's taxonomy places the organism in Eukaryota, Viridiplantae, Streptophyta, Magnoliopsida, Lamiales, Orobanchaceae.
AUGGCGCCCGCAGAACCGAGCAACGGCGGCAGCGCAGGCGGAGAAGCCACUAGAGACCAGGCGCCGGUCAAGGCUCCUUCGAAAGAGCCCAAGAAGAAGGACGAUAAGAAGGAUGAAGAUCUUUCUGAGGAGGACUUGGCUUUGAAGCAGCAACUGGAGUUGUAUGUGGAGAGGGUACAAGACUCGGAUUCUGGACUGCAGAAAGUUGCGCUGGAGAGCAUGAGGCAAGAAAUCCGUACUGCAACCAGCUCUAUGACGUCAGUUCCUAAGCCACUGAAGUUCUUACGUCCUCAUUAUGGGACUCUACUAGCUCGAUAUGAGAAAAUGGCAGAUUCAGAUUUGAAGAAAUUGCUAGCGGAUAUACUUUCUGUUUUGGCCUUGACCAUGUCCCCUGAAGGAGAAAGGGAUAGCUUGAAGUUCCGAUUACUUGGUUCAGAAGGGGACAUUGGUUCAUGGGGUCAUGAGUAUGUCAGGAACUUGGCUGGGGAAAUUUCACAAGAGUAUGCCAAACGACAGAGUGAAGAAGCCUCAGUUGAUGAUCUUAUGGAACUUGUGGAGCAAAUUGUUGCAUUCCAUAUGAAGCAUAAUGCUGAGCCUGAGGCGGUUGACCUUCUUAUGGAGGUUGAAGACCUUGACUUGUUAGUGGAACAUGUGGAUCAUGCAAAUUAUAAACGGACAUGCCUGUAUCUUACCAGUGCUGCAAAGUACCUUCCAGGACCAGAUGAUUCGUUAGUUUUGGAUAUUGCUCAUUCAAUUUAUAUGAAAUUCGAAGAAUAUCCAAGAGCACUUCAAAUAGCCCUGUAUCUUGGAAAUUUGCAGUAUGUAAAAAAACUAUUCGAAACUUGCCAUGAUCGUCUCACUAGGCAGCAAUUUGCCUUCAUUCUGGCUCGUCAUGGUGUUCCCUUUGAACUUGAUAAAAGCAUGAUCAAGGAAGAUGAAGAAAGGGAAGCUGUGCAGGAGCUCAUCAAUAAUAGCAAGUUGAAUGAAGGCUAUCUUACACUUGCUCGUGAUAUUGAAGUCAUGGAGCCAAAAUCUCCCGAGGAUAUUUACAAGGCACAUCUACUUGAUGGACGUGGUACUGGUGGAGGAACUGUUGAUUCUGCCAGGCAGAAUUUGGCGGCAACAUUUGUCAAUGCAUUUGUAAAUGCUGGUUUUGGACAGGAUAAGUUGAUGACAGUUCAAUCUGAAGCAUCCAGUGGUGGAGGUUCUACCACUAGCUGGCUCUUUAAGAACAAGGAGCAUGGAAAGGCCAGUGCUGCAGCAAGUUUGGGCAUGAUUCUGCUUUGGGAUGUUGACUCUGGGCUUGCUCAACUAGAUAAAUAUUUCCAUAGUACUGAUUCACAUGUCACUGCUGGUGCUUUACUAGGAGUUGGAAUUGUGAACUGCAAUGUCCGAAAUGAAUGUGACCCUGCUCUAGCUCUUUUGGCAGAGUAUGUGGACAAAGAAGACACUUCAAUUAAAAUAGGUGCAAUAAUGGGCCUAGGUCUUGCUUAUGCGGGUUCUAAGGAUGAGCAAGUUAGCAAUUUAAUAAUGCCUCUACUUGGAGAGGGCAAGUCAUCUCUAGAUGUGAUUGCGUUUGCUUCCAUCUCUCUGGGCUUGGUAUAUGUGGGUUCUUGCAAUGAGGAUGUUGCCCAAGCAAUCAUAUUUGCGUUGAUGGAUCGUACUGAGUCAGAAUUGGCAGAUCCCUUGGCUCGUUUUUUGCCACUGGGUCUUGGUUUGCUUUAUCUUGGGAAAGAAGAAGCAGUGGAAGCUACUACUGAGGUUUCAAAAACCUUCAAUCAGAAAAUUAGGAAACAUUGCGACAUGACCCUGUUGUCUUGCGCGUAUGCAGGAAAGGGGAAUGUUCUAAAGGUACAACACCUUCUUGGUCAGUGUGCGCAACAUCUUGAGAAGGGCGAAACAUAUCAGGGCCCUGCUGUUCUUGGCAUUGCUAUGGUAGCUAUGGCUGAGGAACUGGGGCUUGAGAUGGCUGUUCGAUCAUUGGAACAUCUUUUGCAGUAUGGUGAGCAGAACAUUAGGAGGGCUGUUCCCUUGGCCCUUGGUCUGCUUUGCAUAUCAAACCCCAAGGUCAAUGUCAUGGACACAUUAAGCAGGCUCAGUCAUGAUGCAGACUCAGAAGUAGCAAUGGCAUCCAUCAUUUCGUUGGGUUUGAUAGGUGCUGGAACCAACAAUGCCAGAAUAGCUGGAAUGCUUCGGAAUCUUUCGAGCUACUAUUACAAAGACGCCAGCCUUCUGUUCUGUGUGAGGAUCGCUCAAGGUCUUGUCCACAUGGGCAAAGGGUUGUUGACACUAUCACCAUAUCAUUCUGAACGUUUUCUUUUGUCCCCGACGUCACUUGCUGGACUUGUGAUUAUGCUGCAUGCAUGUCUGGAUAUGAAAGCUAUCAUGUUGGGAAAAUAUCAUUAUGUUCUAUACUUCCUUACUCUUGCCAUGCAGCCAAGGAUGCUAAUGACUGUGGAUGAGAACCUUAAACCUCUUUCUGUACCUGUCCGUGUGGGUCAAGCUGUUGAUGUUGUUGGUCAGGCGGGUCGACCCAAGACCAUCACAGGUUUUCAAACUCACUCAACUCCUGUUCUUUUGGCUGCUGGUGAUCGAGCCGAGCUUGCAACCGAGAAAUAUAUUCCAUUGUCGCCCAUUCUUGAAGGGUUUGUCAUAUUAAAGGAGAAUCCAGAAUACAAAGAAGAGAGUUGA